AUGGUCUUGGCGUGCCGGUGGGCGGGCUGCCGCGGUGUGCUGCUGCAGAAGAAACAGACGGCGGCAAGCUAUAUGGCAAGCGCGGGAAAGGUGGGGAGCGAUGAGAAGUGGGCGCAGGCCGCGAUGGAGUACCUCCACGAGAAGCGUCACUGCAACGACAGCAGGAAGCGUCAGCACGAUGUCGAUGGCGAGCGCCGCACCGCGUUUGCUUUUGACCGCUACUGUGCUGUAAACGAGCGGGCCUUCGCCGCACGUCUGUCGCGCCUCGCCGCCCGCAUGACGGAGGCGCUCGACGCGAUGACGGCGCUCGGUAUGACACACGCAUGCGAGGAGGCGCUUCUGAUUUCGUCAGAGCAGCCGCCGUGUAGCUACCGCCGUCCCUCGCUGACGCCGCCAGUGCCGGCGUACGAGCCCGGCUACGGCCUUGACGUGCCGCAGCUGCGCUCGCAGCAGGCGGAGUACCCGCCGACGGUGCGCCCAAGCGACGCGUUGGAGUUCGGCGCCGACGCGGACGCGAUGUUCCCGUUUGUGGAGGCGUACCGCGUGGAGGACCUCACUGCACAGUGCACGCGGGAGCUGGAGGAGCGCCAUGGCGAGAUACGCGAGGCCGCACCGCUGACGGGCGUGGAGGGCGAGGCGUGGGAGGCGUACGUCGCGCUACAGAAGAAGGCGCUUGCACGGCAGCAGCUCAUCUUCGACCUUUUCAACGACGCCGAGCUGCGGGAGCGCUACGACGCGGAUGCAAGCUUCAGGGAACAGCAGUGGGUGCAACGUGGCAUGCUGCCAUUGGAGGUGGAGGAAGAGCGACUGCGUGAGACUGAGCGGCACUACGCACAGGAACCAGCAUACCACGCAUUUAGAAGAAUAUAA
This is a messenger RNA of Trypanosoma grayi, 870 nucleotides long. RefSeq lists its product as hypothetical. The transcript has a single exon. The coding region runs from base 1 to 870 and encodes 289 amino acids. The record is from RefSeq and is a predicted model, not a curated record. Lineage: Eukaryota; Euglenozoa; Kinetoplastea; Trypanosomatida; Trypanosomatidae.